UUAUAAUCUAGAGAUGGAUGUAUUAUACAGAGAGAGAGAGAGAGUGUGUGUCAGUGUGUGUUUUAGAGAGAGAAAGUUACUCCGUGACGAGCUCCUUCCUUCCGUGUUACUUACUCUCUCACCUUCCACAACCUAACAUUAUUCUAGAAAUUAACACUACGCAGAUUUAGAUCUCUACAGUUCUAGGGCUUGUUCUUCAUUGAAUUGUGUAUUGUCCUUGAGAAGUUAGGGUCUGAAUUCGAAGCUAGGAUUAUGUAUUGAUGGAGCCUCGUAUUGGUAACAAGUUUCGGCUCGGUCGGAAAAUUGGCAGUGGAUCGUUCGGAGAGAUUUUUCUUGGUACUAAUAUCCACGCGAAUGAAGAUGUUGCAAUUAAGCUUGAAAAUGUCAAGACAAAGCAUCCUCAGUUGCUUUAUGAAUCAAAGUUAUACAGAAUUCUACAGGGAGGAACUGGAAUUCCAAAUGUGAGAUGGUAUGGGGUGGAGGGAGACUAUAAUGUUCUAGUGAUGGAUUUGCUUGGACCCAGUCUUGAAGAUUUAUUUGGUUUUUGCAGUAGGAAAUUUUCUUUAAAGACGGUUCUUAUGCUUGCAGAUCAAAUGAUCAAUCGUAUUGAAUUUGUCCAUUCUAAAUCAUUCCUACAUCGAGAUAUCAAGCCAGACAAUUUUCUUAUGGGUUUGGGAAGGCGUGCAAAUCAGGUCUACAUCAUUGACUUUGGUCUAGCUAAGAAAUAUAGAGACGCCACAACUCACCAACACAUUCCUUAUAGAGAGAACAAAAAUUUGACUGGAACUGCAAGAUACGCAAGCAUGAACACUCACCUGGGCAUUGAACAAAGCAGGAGGGAUGAUUUAGAAUCUCUUGGAUAUGUCCUUCUGUACUUCUUAACAGGAAGUCUUCCUUGGCAGGGAUUGAAAGCCAGAACUAAGAAACAGAAGUAUGAGAAAAUUAGUGAAAGGAAGGUUUCCACACCUAUAGAGGUCUUGUGCCGGGGAUAUCCCUCAGAGUUCGCUUCAUACUUCCAUUACUGUCGUUCCCUACGGUUUGAUGAUAAGCCGGAUUAUUCUUAUCUGAAAAAAUUAUUUCGUGACCUCUUUAUUCGUGAAGGCUUCCAGUUUGACUAUGUUUUCGAUUGGACUAUUUUGAAGUAUCAGCAAGCACAGAUGACCACUCCUUCCCGGGCUCUUGGCCCUGGUGCUGGAACAAGCUCUGGUCUGCCCCCUGCCAAUGCUAAUUCUAACUGGCAGCCAGGUGAGGAAGGAGGUAGACCAGCUGGUUUUUCUUCAGUGGAUUCUUCUGGUCAGAGAAUAUAUGGACAAGCUACGGAUGUUGGAAGUUUAGCCAAGCAGAAGAGUCCAGUUGCAAAUGAUUCAGCUGCCAUCAGAGAUUCCUUGUUCUUUAUGGAAGAUGAGUUUGAUCCUGCUUACACCCGCACCAUCCAGGCAGGUCCAGGAACAUUACAUAAACUCUCAAGUGGGCAUAAUAGUUCACCCAUUGGUGGAUCAUCCAAUGCUAAAUGCACGUUGUCUAGCAGGAAUAACUCUACCAUAAAGAACUAUGAAUCCACUCUCAAGGGCAUUGAAAAUCUCCGUUUCGACGACGAAGGUAGGGCUCAUUAUUAAUCCAUUUACCUUUUUAAGAUAUUGUAAAAUCAUAGAUCUGUGUGUGCCAUUACAUCAGGAACAUUAUGUUGCACUUUGAAGAGUUUUGACUCAAAACUCUGAGUUGGAAAUUAAAAAAUAGCUCAGCUUUUAUUGGCA
Cornus florida is the source of this 1754-nucleotide messenger RNA. RefSeq lists its product as uncharacterized. Gene Ontology annotation, cellular component: nucleus; cytoplasm. Gene Ontology annotation, biological process: signal transduction; endocytosis; peptidyl-serine phosphorylation. NCBI's taxonomy places the organism in Eukaryota, Viridiplantae, Streptophyta, Magnoliopsida, Cornales, Cornaceae. The transcript has 14 exons. Bases 261 to 1616 code for a protein of 451 amino acids. Gene Ontology annotation, molecular function: ATP binding; protein serine/threonine kinase activity. The record is from RefSeq and is a predicted model, not a curated record.